Messenger RNA from Vicugna pacos (alpaca), 3399 nucleotides. It is a transcript of the gene RAB11FIP3, whose product is annotated as RAB11 family interacting protein 3. Gene Ontology annotation, biological process: regulation of cytokinesis; endocytic recycling. Gene Ontology annotation, molecular function: calcium ion binding. Gene Ontology annotation, cellular component: cleavage furrow; endocytic vesicle; midbody. The record is from RefSeq and is a predicted model, not a curated record. Lineage: Eukaryota; Metazoa; Chordata; Mammalia; Artiodactyla; Camelidae.
GGCCAGGAGCCCGACCCUGACCCGCCGCUGCUGGAACUCGGCCCACUUUUUUCUUGGACUACGGAGCCUGAGGGUGACGGCCCCGCAAGUUGCCCGCACAGCGCGUCUGUCCCCGCGCAGGAUUUUAGCCGCAGCCACCACCUGAGGGGCGAGGUCGAUUUUUUCCCUUCCUUCCCCUCGCCCACGGUGGGCGAGCCGGCGCUGGAGGUGGGUCCCGGGGACCCCGACCGGCCCUCGGACUUCAGCCAGACCCUCCCCCUAGCGAGCGAGUCCUCGGGGUGUCCGGAGGAUGGCCCCCGCCUCCGGGCCGUGUUCGAUGCCCUGGACGGGGAUGGGGACGGCUUCGUCCGCAUCGAGGACUUCGUCCAGUUCGCCACCGUCUACGGGGCAGAGCAGGUGACGGACUUAACAAGGUACUUGGAUCCCAGUGGACUCGGUGUGAUUAGCUUCGAAGACUUCUACCGGGGGAUCACAGCGAUCAGGAGCGGAGCAGAUCCUGAUGGCCAGCUCUGCAGCGUCACCUCAGCCCCCGACGAGGAGCCACCCGCCUGCCCCGAGGAGUUCGACGACUUUGUUACCUUUGAGGCCAACGAGGUGACAGACAGCGCAUACAUGGGCUCCGAGAGCACCUACAGCGAGUGUGAGACCUUCACGGACGAGGACACGGGCACCUUGGUGCCCCCUGAGUGCCUGGAUGCCACGGAGGAGCCCAGCCACGGCGCCCUGCUGCUGCUCCCAGGCAGAUCCCACCUGCAUGGCCAGUCCAUCGUCGCGGUGAUAGGCGGCGAGGAGCAUUUCGAGGACUAUGGUGAGGGCAGCGAGGCGGAGCUGUCCCCCGAGACCGUCUGCAACGGGGAGCACGGCUGCAGGGACCCUGUCUUCCUUAUCCCCAGCGCUGACCCGCUUGCUGCCAAGCUGCACAGCAUCCUCACUGAUGAGGCUUUUGAGUUUUACUGUAGCCAGUGCCACAAACAAAUCAACCGCCUUGAGGAUCUGUCUGCUCGCCUGAGUGAUCUUGAAAAGAAUAGUCCAACGAAGCGGCUGUCCAGCAAGAAGGUGGCAAGGCACCUACACCAGUCGGGGGCCCUGACCAUGGAGGCCCUGCAGGACCCUGCCCCAGACCCCACAGAGUGCAUGGAAGAGGACAUUGCUGACAAGGUUGUCUUCCUGGAGAAGCGAGUGUCAGAGCUGGAAAAGGACACGGCUGCAAGUGGGGAGCAGCACAGCCGGCUGAGGCAGGAGAACCUGCAGCUCGUGCACAGAGCCAAUGCCUUGGAGGAGCAGCUGAAGGAGCAGGAGCUGAGAGCCUGUGAAAUGGUUCUGGAAGAGACGCGCAAGCAGAAGGAACUCCUGUGCAAGAUGGAGCGGGAGAAGAGCAUCGAGAUCGAGAACCUGCAGGCCAGGCUGCAGCAGCUGGACGAGGAGAACAGUGAGCUGAGGUCCUGCACGCCCUGCCUGAAGGCCAGCAUCGAGCGCCUGGAGGAGGAGAAGCAGAAGUUGCUGGAUGAGAUCGAGGAGUUGUCGCUGCGGCUCAGCGAUGAGCAGGAGAACAGGAGGAAGCUGGGGGACAGACUGAGCCAUGAGAGGCACCAGUUCCAGAGGGACAAAGAGGCUACCCAGGAGCUGAUCGAGGACCUGCGCAAGCAGCUGGAGCAUCUGCAGCUCUUCAAGCUGGAGGCAGAGCAGAGGAGGGGCCGGAGCAGCAGUGUGGGCCUGCAGGAGUACAACAGCCGCACGCGGGAGAGCGAGCUGGAGCAGGAGGUCCGAAGGCUGAAGCAGGACAACCGCAGCCUGAAGGAGCAGAAUGAUGAGCUCAAUGGGCAGAUCAUCAACCUGAGUAUCCAGGGCGCCAAGAACCUCUUCUCCACGUCCUUCUCUGAGUCCCUGGCCGCAGAGAUCAGCUCUGUCUCUCGAGACGAGCUCAUGGAAGCGAUCCAGAAGCAGGAAGAGAUCAACUUCCGCCUGCAGGACUACAUCGACAGGAUCAUUGUGGCCAUUAUGGAGACCAACCCGUCCAUCCUGGAGGUCAAGUAGAGGCAGGAAGGCCCCGCCCCCACUGCAUUCAGGACUCACCGCAGCACACACACACAGGCAGAGACCAGAGGUCCCACGCUGACCACCGGAGCACGCAACUGGGCAGGGGCAGGGGGAGGAGAGACGCCGGGACUGAGCUCACAGCAGCUCUCUGUGCAGAGGUGGGGACAGUCUCUCAGUCUAGGGGUGAGCCUCUCUGACUUCUCAACUACUUCCUGCCUUGUCAGGGAAAGAAGGUAGGAAGGAAAUGGGUCCCUGCUGGGGGUGCUGCUACCUGUGCCUGCACAGGCCCCCUGACCUGGUGCCGCCCAAGCCUUGGCCGCUCCUGGAGGGUGUAGAGGCCCCAGGACCCUGGCACCAGACAUGGUGGAGUGGGGAAGGCAGGUGGGCGAUGCCAGUGAGAGUCAGGGUCUGACCAGGAACUGCAGGGACCCCCCAGCUUUCGUGGGGCUGCUCAGGCCACCACCCAUCCAGAAGGCACCUUGGUCCAGCUUCAGGCCCAGGGGCCCUUCAGGCCACACAGCUUUGCCCUCGCUGCAGUAACUCUCAGGGGCUCUGACUUGAGAAUCCAACAGGGUGGAAUGUGCUGUCUGGCCUGGUGGGUGUCACUGGUCCCUGCCGAGUCUGGGGAUGCAGGCAGGGCUGAGGCAAGGUGCUGCCUCCCCAGGGGUGUGUCCCCCUUCCCUGUGCGGACCUCGGCUGUCUCUGGGGAAGCCCAGGUUUCCUAGGUCUGAACCACAUCUCUUCGGGAGGUUUGAAGUCUUUAGAAGUUCUCGUGCCUCCCCGAGGUGCAUUUUGCAGGAGGCUGGGCAGGGCAGGUUCUCCAGGUACACAGAUCAAGGCCUUCCUGGUGGCUUGGGGUUCCUUUAAGGAAGCCCCUGCCCGGCGCCUGCACUGCCAGGAGCAGCAGCGUCACUCCACGGGGUCUGCUGGGCCUGCCCCCCACCCCAAGCCUGAGCACUGGCCAGGAGCCUCCGGGUGCUCCCAGGUGGGCCAUAACCCUGCACACAGGCUGGCCACUGCUGUGUGUGAGCACGUAUGUGAGGGUGUGUGUAUGCGUGCGUGUGUGUGUGAGCAUGUGUGGCCCUGUGUCCCUCCACCCUCACGUGGCCCACCUUCUACACUAAGAUUUAAGACGUUGCCUCGUAUUGUACAUUUUGGGGAAAGCCUUGGGUGUAAAUCAGUGUAAACUUGGAGGAGAGAUUUUUCUAUCAUGUAGAGUAGGUAUUUUUUAUAGAUUGAAGGUUGAUCAAUUUUUUAAUACUUCCAAGAGAGAAAACUAUCUGUGUAUACACAUGAAAUAUAUAUAUGUAUGAUAAUAAACACUGGAACUCUGCUUCCUGCCCUGCUGCGCCCUGCCACGCA